Micromonas commoda is the source of this 2799-nucleotide messenger RNA. RefSeq lists its product with no specific name. The transcript has 2 exons. NCBI's taxonomy places the organism in Eukaryota, Viridiplantae, Chlorophyta, Mamiellophyceae, Mamiellales, Mamiellaceae. The record is from RefSeq and is a predicted model, not a curated record. The coding region runs from base 1 to 2799 and encodes 932 amino acids.
AUGCGCGACCGCCACGAGCACCAGGUGGAGGACCUGCGCGCAACCCUGGAGGCUUCGCUCGACGCCCCGGACGCGCGACCGUCGCGAUGGACGCCGCAGUUGGUCGACAUGCGACGCCAACAGAAACGCCUGGUCCGCGAGCGCAAGUUCGGCGAGGCCCUCGACCUCCUCAAGGCGGCGGAGACGCGCGAAACGGAGGAAAUCGAGUGGCAUCGCCAAACGAUGCGACGCGAACACGUCAAGGCGCUCGAGUCGCUCUUCGAGCGGCAGGCGGAGGAACGCGCCGUGUUCCUGCGGGAGUGCCAGCGCGAGGAGGAACGUCUGGAGGCUAAGCGAUUGAAACUCGCGAGGGGGUUGAGAAGGGACGGGGGCAAGGCGGUGGAGGAGGAGGCUGCGCGCGGCGUGGAAGCCAAGCGCCCGUCCUUUCCAAAGGCAAAGUCCAUACAAAAAAAAACCAAACAACCCGAGCUCACGGCGUCGGAGCGAGCCAAGGCGAUCGGUCGGCGCGUGCAGACCAAGCCGUCGCUCCCGGACGCCGCGCGCGGUGGUCGCCGGGGUGGGCCGGGUGAGAAACGCACGGGACGCGACGGUUACGACGGCGAGUUCCAGUCCCGAUCCGGAGAAGUUCCCGUCUAUCCAGUCCGCGACGACGACGUCGAGUACGUCGAGCACGAGCACGAUCUCUUUCACCCGCCCGAAGACGACCGCCCGAACACCGCGAGGGCGUCCCUGCCGUCCACGCGACUGAGCUCCGGGAGCUACGGGGGAUCGUCGUCGUACGCGCUCGCGCCGCAAAGGGCGUCGCCGCCGACCGGUGAGUCACCGCCCGGCGACGCGUCGCGUCUUCUCGAGUCGCCCGCCGUCGUAACCGUCGCGUCCCGUGCGUUUUACGACGAUAACGGCGGCGUCGCGGACAGGUUGGUGAUGCGUUACGGCCCGGAUUCGGUACGCGCGCACGAGUCCGUCGCGGGGGGUACGCCGGGCGCGAGCGGGAUCGAGGUGGCCAUCCCGGUGGCGAUGCCGGUGUCUUCCGUCGACCCGGAGCCGUUUCAUCCCUCCCGGCCGACCACGUCGUUUCCACCGCCCUUUCCACCGCCAUUUCCACCGCCAUUUCCACCGCCCGUUCACGGGUACGAGUUUGAGUCUCAACGCGCGGAGCACGAGGCGUGGAUGGCGCAGCAGCGCGCGUGGAUCGCGACUGGGUUGGAGCCGCCCCCGCCCGAUUUCAUGCCCUACGGAACCGCUUCGAUACCGGCUGCUUCGAUACCGGGUGCCGUAACGAACGAGGAGACGACGAUUCCGACGACGAACGAGACGACUCAAAACGACGGAGGGCAACGAACCCAGACGGAGGACGGUUUGGAGGGCGCCGAGGCGAAACUCGCGGCGGACGGUUUGAUGUCCGCGGCGCUCGCCAUGGCCGGCGCGGGCGCCCACCGGGGCGCCUCGGCGAAAAAGUCCACCGCGGAGGUUCGAAAAGAGGAGACGCGCGUCGCGUUGGAGAGGGCGGCGUUAGAGGCUGGCGAGGAGCUGUCCGACGACAGCGUGGACGACGGCAUGGACGACCUGGACGACGUGGACCUCGUCUCCCCGGGGUGGCGAAAUGGUUCCAGCGCUUCAAACUCAAAGUUUGCUUCUUCGCGGCCCGGACCGGGGUUGAACGUGGGUUUGAACGUUAAGGGCGUGGGUGGGUACGUGACGGGUGUCUCAUCCCCUGGUCCCCUCGCCGCUCCCCGACGCAUGGGUGGGCCGUCCCAGUUCGAUACAGACGCGUCGGCGCCGGCGUCCGCCGCGGAGGUCCGUGCGGGUAUCGGGGUUCGGGGCGAGACAAACCCCAAGAACCCUACCAAGAACCCUACCACGAACCCUAACCCCGACCCUAAACCGCCGCCGCUGGAAGCCGCGAGGGGCGUCGUCGUCGAACGCGCCAAAGACGGCGAGAGCGACCCAAUCAGGGACGUCCCGAACGUCGCUAGGGGCGCGGCGAUUUUGCGCAGGCUCCACGGACCGGAGGACGGGUACAGGAGCAAACGGGAGAGCUCGGGGGACCCGGGAGCGCACGGAGCGUUGGGCUUCCCGGAGGAUGAAAACCUACGUCGCGGUGUCGGCGCACGCGAGGAAAGAGAAACGAAGGGGGGAACGAACGAUUUCGACGACGAUUUCGUUCGCGUCGGCGCGCUCGCGAAGAGUCACCGCCCGUCGCUCGGGAUGGCGGCUCGGACGUCGGAGGUUCGCGACAUGCGCGCCGCGUUCGCGCUCAUGUCGAACGCGCGAUCGCCGCUGCACGCCGCGCGUAUGUCGGACAAGAUGUUGAACGACGUCGGAUGGGUUGAACGAUCGAAGUUGAACGAAGUAAACGACGAUCCGUUCGCGCCGUCGCCCGGGAAAAACCGGAAAUCUUCCUCCGACGGAAGGAACGGAGAUUUUCGCGAGAGCGCGUCUUCCGCCCGCGACGGGGACCGAAACGACGAUCCGUUCGCGCCGUCGCCGCCGCCGCCGCGACGCGGUAACGUCGUCGCGAUGCAAACCGCGGGGCUUUCCGGAACGUUUCUGGACGCCGCAAAGGCGGACGCCAAGGCUGACAAAGGAAGAAGUUCCGCGGUGAGUUUCGCGGGCGCACAGCUGUCGGAGAACUCAUCCGCGAUGAUCACAGCUGUGCGCGAGGCGACGCGAAUGGCCGACUUGGACACGUCGUUCGCGCCCGCGGCCGGCGAGGGGGGCGCGACGCACGUAGCGGCGGCGAGGCGCGCAGCCGUGAUGGCCGCCGCGAGAUCCGCCGCGUUCGAGAUGCCAAGAUGA